This is a messenger RNA of Dermacentor andersoni, 1060 nucleotides long. RefSeq names its product golgin subfamily A member 7. Gene Ontology annotation, biological process: protein targeting to membrane; peptidyl-L-cysteine S-palmitoylation. NCBI's taxonomy places the organism in Eukaryota, Metazoa, Arthropoda, Arachnida, Ixodida, Ixodidae. The record is from RefSeq and is a predicted model, not a curated record. Gene Ontology annotation, cellular component: palmitoyltransferase complex.
CAUGCGCAGACUUUUCCGCGGCAGUCGUGUUUGGCAGCACGGUGCGCGUUGUGCGAAGCUGUGUAGUGUAGUUUAUUUUGUCGCUGUUAUAACAUUUAUUGUGUAUAAUAAGCACUUGUUUCGUUACCAUAAUAGCCAGUUAGUUAAUCUUAACCUCGUGACCUUGUCACAUGGGACAGCUCUGCCAAAAUACGCGGGCACGUUUUGAGUUGAGUCCGUCUCAUGACUAGCAUCGAUCAGGAGGACAUUUCAGUUUGUAAUUUCGCCGAUACUUAAUCUUAUGGUGUAAGCAAGCGUGCCGGAAUGGCAUCAGGCCAGCAGGUCUCUUCACUUUUGCAGAACCAGGCAGGCCAUGAGGGAAACCGCAUUCCAAACAAGGUGUUCAUUCAGAGGGACUACUCCGAGGGAACAUCAGUGAAGUUCCAGACAAAGUUUCCACAAGAGCUGGAUGGCUUGAUAGAAAGGCACAUGUUUGAUCAGAUGGUCACCACAAUCAACUCUAUAUACUCUGAAGCUGAAAGAAUGAGUAGCAAGACAUUUUGUGAAGGCUUCAUGGCGUGCCUCACUGCAUAUUUAUUAUACAUGUGUACUGAAACCCAUUAUGAGAAGUUCUUGAAGCAGGCCACUGCAUACAUUCAUGAGCAGAACGAGACUGUUUAUGGUCCACGUGGCCUCCACAUCACAGACCCCAUAGAAAGAGGUCUACGAGUUAUUGAGAUCACUAUCUUAAGCGAACAAGGUGCGCGGUCAUGAUCGCAAGCAUAACCUGGCCAUCCUUGAAGCCUGGUCUGGCCCGUGCUGCACUGGUCUACCCCAAAUUCUCACUGUGGCCUCACAGCCAAGCACCCAGCCCCCCCUUGUGCACCCACUCCGCCAUGUGCCCAGCGAUGGAUGCGGCCCAGGGACGAGGUCUUGGUGUGUUCAAGACACCUUUGUUUUCCUUCUAAGCUUGCUGGAUGCAUAUGAAGUGGGGGAGUAACAAUAGCUGGUGUUUCCAUCACGUGUAUAAAGUAUGCUUUCUCAAGUCUGUUUUUAUUAAAGCUUGCUACAAAAGAAAAAA